CAACUGAACACUGAACAAUGGCCGAGAAUAAUGAUGUUGUUUUUUCUUUAAUCUCCGCAGGAGCUGCAUUUCCUUUGCUUUACUGGCAGGGAUGCACUUAUUCUGCACUUUUUAUCUUCUUCAUUUUCAUGUAUUUUCUCAGUAAACUGCGUGGUGUAGAAAAGAUUGUGGCCCCACCUGAUUUUAAAGUCCUGAUAAUCGGGUCUGGUGUGUCUGGAAUAUGUAUGGGGAAGAAACUGAACGAUGUUGGAAUCAAGUAUACGAUAUUAGAGAAAUCAGCAAAUCUAGGAGGAACAUGGUAUGAUAAUAUAUACCCUGGUGUAGCCUGUGAUGUACCAAGCCAUCUUUACAGUUUCUCGUUCUUUCUGAAUCCAUUCUGGAGUAGAGCGUUUAGUAAAGGGAAGGAAAUCCAUGAGUAUCUACAGGCAGCUGCAUCCAAGUUUGGUGUUUACCCCCAUGUACAGUAUGAAAAGCAUGUGAGCAGCGCCACCUGGGAUAAGAAAACUAAUCUUUGGACUGUUCUCACCAAGGAUGGAUCAAGUUACACUGCUAAUAUUCUAAUCUCAGGAUGUGGUGGGCUUCAUGUUCCAAGGUUUCCAGAUUACAAAGGAAUGGACUUAUUUAAGGGUGAGAGUUUCCAUACUGCGCUCUGGAACAAAGAUUUUGAUCCAACUAACAAGAGAAUUGCUGUACUUGGUACAGGAGCCUCUGCUGUACAGGCUGUUCCUAAUCUAGCAGAGAUGGGAGUAAAAUCUUUAACAGUUUUCCAACGAACCCCUUGCUGGGCCCCUCCUAGGUUUGAUUAUGAAUAUCCUGAAUAUGUGAAGACGAUAUUUAAUCUUUUUCCGUUCACCAAUACUCUACUAAGAUAUUUCUACUUCUGGCGCAAUGAGUUCAGAUUUCGCAUAAUCUUCACAAAAUCAGCCUGGAUCACUCAGAAACUAUCCGCUGUAGUACACAAACAGGUUCGUGGUUACUGCCAGAUGAUGAUUAAGGACAAGGAGCUGGCAAGCAAGUUGAUCCCUGACUAUGACAUGGGGUGCAAGAGAAUAACUCCCUCGGAUACGUACCUUCAAGCAUUUAACAAGGAUAAUGUGCAUCUUGUUACAGACAAGAUAUCUGAGAUCACAGAAACUUGUGUACGCACAGCUGAUGGUAGAGAGCACGAGAUUGACGCCCUUAUCUACGCAACAGGAUUCGAUCUUCUGAAAAGUGCAAAACCAUUUACUCAAGUUGGUCUUCAAGGAAAGCCGCUGCACGAGAUAUUUGAUGAUGCCCCGUAUGCUUACCUUGGUAUAGCACAUGAUAAUAAUCCAAACUGUUUUUGGUUACUUGGCCCAGGGACAGGGUUAGGACAUAAUUCAAUCAUAUACAUGAUAGAAUGCGAGGCGAACUAUACGAUUGAUGCAAUCCGUAAAAUGUUAGCAAAGGGAGCCAAGUCGAUGGUUGUAAAGAAGCAUGUGCAGAGGAACUACUGGGACUGGGUGCAGGACAAUAUGAAGGGCAAGGUGUUUGCUGAUAAUUCAGCCUGUACUGGAUGGUACAGAAACUCAAGAGGAGUAAACUGGACACUGUGGCCCCAAGAUCUUGUCUCCUAUUGGUGGAAAACUAAGUCAUGUGAUCUACAGGAUUAUAAUUUGUCCUACUAGACCUACAAUGGUCCUGUUUUGUCCUACAGGACUACAGUUUGUCCUACCAGAUGUUUAUUUUCUGCUAAUUAUAUUUGAAUAGAUUAAAAAAAAUUUGAAUUUGCUUGUUUUCCACUUACACCGCGGGAUGUAUUGAAAAAAAGAUUAAAGUAAUCUGUAGAUUAACAAAAAAUAGAGAUCAGGCAUUGAUCUUGAUAUUCACUAUACAAAAGUUCGAGCUCUGGUCUUGCUUCUUCAUUAACUCAAACUUCAGCUUAAAUUAUGUAUACUAAUUAAUAAAAUUAUGAAUAUAGA
This is a messenger RNA of Eurytemora carolleeae, 1943 nucleotides long. RefSeq names its product baeyer-Villiger monooxygenase. The record is from RefSeq and is a predicted model, not a curated record. Gene Ontology annotation, molecular function: N,N-dimethylaniline monooxygenase activity; flavin adenine dinucleotide binding; NADP binding. The transcript is spliced from 18 exons. Lineage: Eukaryota; Metazoa; Arthropoda; Copepoda; Calanoida; Temoridae. The coding region runs from base 18 to 1649 and encodes 543 amino acids.